This is a messenger RNA of Penicillium argentinense, 1509 nucleotides long. Its product is annotated as mannitol dehydrogenase family protein. The transcript has a single exon. The record is from RefSeq and is a predicted model, not a curated record. Gene Ontology annotation, molecular function: mannitol dehydrogenase activity. Lineage: Eukaryota; Fungi; Ascomycota; Eurotiomycetes; Eurotiales; Aspergillaceae. Bases 1 to 1509 code for a protein of 502 amino acids.
AUGGCACCUCUCAAGCUCAGCAACCACAACCUCGCACAGAUUGCGACUGCGGGCGCGUCUCAGGUCAAGGUUCCGAACUACGCGCGCGGUGGCGCUGUGAAGGAGGGAAUCGUUCACAUCGGUGUCGGUGGCUUCCACCGUGCCCAUUUGGCGGUCUAUGUCGACCAGUUGAUGCAAAACCAUGGGGUAACCGACUACGCCAUCUGCGGCGUGGGUCUGCAGCCCUUCGACGUCGCAAUGCGGGAUGCUCUCGACUCGCAGGAUGGGCUCUACACCGUCAUCGAGCGCUCGGCCAAGGGAAGCUUUGCCAACGUCAUCGGCAGCAUCAAUUCCUAUCUUUUCGCCCCGGAUGACCGCGAGGCCGUCAUUGCCAAGAUGGCGCACCCGGACACCCAUAUUGUGUCUCUCACCAUCACUGAGAGCGGCUACUUCUACAACGAGAAUACCCACGAGCUUCAGAGCGAGCACCCCGAUAUUCAACACGACCUCGACCCGGCCAACGAGAACAACCCCCACACCACCUUCGGAUUUCUCUAUGCUGCCCUCGCCCGCCGUAAGCAGCAAGGUCUCAAAGCCUUCACCGUGAUGUCGUGCGAUAAUAUGCAGAAGAACGGCGCCAUCACUCGCCACAUGUUGCAGUCAUUUGCCCGGCUGCGCGACCCUGAGUUCGCGGACUGGAUUGCAAAGGAAGCCCACUUCCCGAACGCUAUGGUUGAUCGUAUCACUCCGCAGACCGCACCGAAUGAUAAGGUCACCCUUGCACAGGACUUCGGUAUUGAGGACUCAUGGCCGGUGGUCACCGAGCCUUUCAUGCAGUGGGUCAUCGAGGAUCACUUCUCAGAUGGUCGCCCUCCAUUUGAAAAGGUCGGUGUCCAGGUGGUGACCAAUGUCCACGACGUCGAGCAAUUCGAAAAGCAUAAACUCCGCUUGCUCAACGGAAGUCACUCCGCGAUCGGCUACCCAGGCCAGCUGGCAGGCUUUAAAUACGUCCAUGAGGUGAUGGAGCACCCAGUCUUCAGCAAGUUUGUCUGGCAGAUGAUGCAAGAAGAGGCUAAGCCCAACUUGCCUGAAAUUCCCGGCGUCAACAUUGAUGAGUACUGUAAAACUCUCGUCGAGCGCUUUGCCAACCCCACAAUAAUGGACCAGCUGCCACGUGUCUGUCUGAAUGCCUCAGGAAAGGUCCCGCAAUUUAUUAUGCCCUCGAUCGCCGAGGCGAUCUGGGUCACGGGCCCCUUCCGCCGCCUGUGCUUCGUUGCCGCUGCUUGGUUCCAUUAUAUCAAGGGUGUCGACGACAACGGAAAUACCUUCCAUGUCGAGGACCCAAUGGUUGAUGAGCUCAAGGCCAAGGCACAUGCCGGAGGUACCAACCCAGCUGAGCUCCUCAGCAUUAAGAACUUGUUCGGUGACGAUUUGCGCGGCGAUAAGCGUUUCAUCCAGGAGAUGACCAUUGCGAUGGAGGAUAUCGCCCGGGACGGCAUUUUGAAGACUCUACCCAAGUACGUGGAUUAA